UUUGAAUACGAAAACAUUUUUUUUUUAAUCAAUUUAAGGAAAUUGUCAGAAAACGUUGAAUAAUUAAUUUAUGUACGGAUGAAAUCAUUUUCUGAUAUAUUUAGUUUAUAUUUUGCCUAAUACAAAACACAAACAAUAAUAUAUUCGAAAGUAUACAAUGAACCGUUGCCAAGGAUACUUUAAAACUCUAAUGGAAUAACGACGAAAAAACGACUAGUCUGUCUGGGACAUGAAGUGCAUUGCAAUAAAAUUAAUAAAAAAUAGCAUUCAGUUAACAUAUUAGUUAUCUAAUAUCAUACAAAGAAGUCAGAAAACAAUGAAGUUCAUACCUUUGCACACGAAGAACACAUCUAUAAUUUAUAAAAACUCGUUAUGUUCUUCCGCAAGCAUUAUUGUACUCAUUUUCAUCAUAUUGUCGGUAAUGAUUCCUAUGUUGCUGGUAUCGCUACUUAGCCCAUACUCCGGUAUUUCGGAAUCACGCAUUCUUUUCGAGCAACCACGAUUGCAAUUCAAAUUCCAAAGCAUAUUGAUUGCUGAGACGGAAGGGGAAGUUGUAAAUAACAAACAAGAUGUUAAUUUGGUGGUAUGCAGUACUCUGCCUCAUAUAAAUACGAUCGUAAUGGAAAACGGGAAUAGUUGUGAAGGAAUUAAGUAUUGGACCGAUGAUUUCGAUCAUGAUGGCACAAUUGACCGAGCACAUUUCCAACAACAGCUAGAAUCACUUCCAGGUCGAAUCAAAAGCAUCGACUUGGCAAUCUUUUUUGAAGCAAAUCUAAAGCACAAAUGUUCUCUUUCACCGCCUGCGCUCCUUACUUAUCACAAUGUUAUUCCAUCAGGAAUGCAAUUAAGUGCUGGUACCAUAUUGCUAAAAGCUGAACUAAAACUAAAACAAUACAUAGAGUUCACUUGCCCUUUUCCGGGGCGCAAUAUAAAAACCCAGUUUCAUCAGGUUAACUUCAACUCUAAUAGUAGUCACGUCGCCUUGGAGGAUUUUCAAUUACAGUCCCUCCUUGAACAACUAAAGAAGAAUCCGGCAUAUUUUCAACUCUCGGAGCAAGAAAUUUACUUUCGUCGAGAACCAGGAAACACGCUUCGAAUACAACUAGAUUUGGAUGUAAUGCAAGUGCCAGCGCGAUAUCACUUGAGUGUUUGGGAGCGCCUGGGGCAAUUUUGGUUAUAUUUUGCUUCCUUCUUUGGAAUUUCAUUCUAUAUUAUGAACAAAGUUAAAGACUAUCUGUUUGGCCAACACAUAAUUCGGGCUUGGGAAGUGAUACCAUGGAAGAAGCUCUACUGACACGAACCGGAGCCAAACUACAUUGAUUUGGAUGAUUUCUCAACUUCGGUUAUGUACUAAGUAUUUUAAAAAAUUUCCAUAAUGUUAAUAUGAGAGUUUGGCGUUACUGUGUGGCAAUAAUAAUUAUACAUUUAACCCUAUUUAAAUAAAAAAUUUACUUAAUAAAAACGAAAAA
This is a messenger RNA of Bactrocera oleae (olive fruit fly), 1469 nucleotides long. RefSeq names its product transmembrane protein 231. Lineage: Eukaryota; Metazoa; Arthropoda; Insecta; Diptera; Tephritidae. The record is from RefSeq and is a predicted model, not a curated record. Gene Ontology annotation, biological process: regulation of protein localization; cilium assembly. Gene Ontology annotation, cellular component: ciliary membrane; ciliary transition zone.